UCCGUUUGAACUUUGUCGCGAGCGGUUGCAAAGUACGGUUGGCUCUGGCGGUAUCCACUUCGUACACCAAACUCGGAUGAUUUUUGGAUGACUUUUGGAUUGCACCGACGUCGGCAGCAUCGACGGUGCUCUCGGUGUUUAGGAAAAGUAUCAACACCUUCCUCGAGACCAGGGAUUUUAGAAUGUGUCCAGCACACCCGGCGACUUCCGGUAGUGACGCCACAAACGGCUAGUGAGUGAGCUCUUUGAAGUCGCCUUUUUGAAAAGAACCGAUUUUGAAGCGGGUCAACAUCGGGUUAGAGGCGUUAGCAUCCGGCAAACAUAUCCUCUCCGUGAGCUAAAAUUGAUGAAAGGUGCCGUGCGGGAUUGUAAAGUUGAAAAGAACUGGAUGUUUCUUUUUGUGCGUUAAUGAUGUCUUUUGAGGAAAUUUCAAAGCCCCUGAUCGCGGCGCACUUGUAUUUACGGUUAAGUGCUACUCGCGAGGAUAGGAGAAAACAUCAUUCUGUUGUGACGUCAUUCGCCACCGGUGAAUUCUCGGUCUAAUGGAGAUGCGAUUGAGGAUAAAAUUGAUUGUAAAAAAGAAGUGAGUUUGCUAAUAAAAAUAAAACGGUGAUGGUUCUAGUGGAAUAGCUGAACGAUAACACAAAUCGCUACUUGAAUCGUCGAAUAAAAUGGUGUACAGGUUUUAAGCAUCGACUGGUGUGAUAACAGUGAAACAAAUUAAAAAUUUGAAGGAAAGAUCGAAUAGUUUUCAAAUUGAGGUGUUCUAUGGAAAAAAUGUGAAUUGUGUUAUAGUGACAAUUAUAAACGCAAUACUAACAGAAAAUUAGUGUUAUAACUCAUCCGACUUCAAUCCUGAAAGAUGUACGAACGCUUGGAAAACGUAUGAAAGAACAACAAAUUUUCCCAAGCGUGCGUUUUUGUUACAUCCCAUAAAUUACGCAAAGAGAGAUCAACUAGUGAUGGUUCUGACCAAUUACGGAUGAAUGACACCCAAAUAAGGCAAAAUGAAUAUACUGGACCGAGACCAAACGAACAACAUUUUCCCAACGGCAGAAGGAUAUAGUUUCCCAAGGAUAAAGCUACAGUAACAAGCACGUAAUAAAUUUUCCUCUAUUUCACAGUCCGCAACGCUGCGUAGUGAUAAUCCAAAGCGGAAAGCAAUUUUCCGUCUCAUGUGUUAUGUGUGCUCCACGCAAUCCGUCGCGAUUUUUCCGUCGUCCGGAACGGGUCGAUGGCAGCGAUCAACCGGUGGCAGUGAGCGAUUGCGUGACUCGGUAUAGCGAAAAAAAAUUUGCUAAUCAAGGCGGAACAAAUGCCGGUGGCGCUGAGGAUCGGACAUGGAAAUAAAGAUUAACUGACAAGCAAGAGUUCCUCAUCCAACCUGGUUCCGGGCAAUACUAAUUAGUUCCUGUUGUACCCGGAUACCGCAGGAAAACAAUACGGACGAUGUCUACCCUUAAAUUCAUCGAAUAUAUGAACACCAGCUCGCUGAAUAUGAUGGGCGUUUUCAAUGCUAGCUUGAAUUACCUUAACGCCAGCAAUAACGGAACGGUUGGAAUUAGUAAAGGAAACGGACUGUCCACAACCUUUGUACCAGUUUCCGGAGCAACGUUACAGCCGCUGAGUUAUCGCACCAACAGCAGCACCAGUAGCAGUGGUUUGGGGACCGACAGCGUGCUUAUAAACGCGUCGUCGCCUUCGAGUACGCUGUUUAACCUGAACGGAUCCGGUCCACUGGACUUCAACCUGGCUGGAAGCGCGGCCAGUAUAGGAGUGACGGAUAACUUGAGUUUACCAUUCAAUAACUACGUUCAAAAGGAGUUUAUCUUCGAUCGGACCGACGUUAGAGUGAUUUUUAUUACACUCUACUCGUUGGUGUUUUGUUGCUGUUUUUUUGGCAAUCUACUUGUUAUCCUCGUGGUGACGCUGUCACGGCGUUUGCGCUCCAUUACGAACUUUUUCCUGGCGAACCUGGCUGUGGCGGAUCUCUGCGUCGGAGUGUUUUGCGUGAUGCAAAAUCUCACCAUCUAUCUGAUCGAAAGCUGGGUGUUCGGUGACUUUCUGUGCAAAAUGUACCAGUUUGUGCACUCGCUGAGCUACACGGCAUCGAUAUUCAUUCUGGUGGUGAUAUGCAUGGAGCGAUACUUUGCCAUCAUUCAUCCUAUCACGUGCAAACAGAUACUGACAUCCAGGAGAUUACGGUUGGUCAUCGUUGCUGUGUGGAUCACGUCGGCCGUCUAUUCCGUGCCAAAGUUCAUCUUUGUCCGGACGAUUACCAAUAAUCUCGGCGAUGACCAGCUGGAGACAAUCUGUAUUGUCAAUAGGAAAGCGUUCAACUCGGAGCUCUUCGAUAUCAUUAAUUUUGCCUUACUAUAUCUUCUGCCGCUGCUACUCAUGAUGGUCCUGUACAGCCGAAUAGCGAUAGCACUGUGGAAGAGCUCGCGGGGGUUGGAGCGACAUAUUGCACUCCAGAACACCACCACAUCUAGCUAUUCGACCAAUUUCAACCGGAAACCCAGUAGCAAAUACGAGAAACGAAGCGUAGGAGUCACCGAGAGCCAGGUUUCGGUCGAAUCGGACAAAGUGGUUGUUACAACCUGGCGGGCACAAAACAGCUUCCAUCAGCGGCACCACGGAACCCAGCUGACGCAGAUGUCCCAUUCGUCCAAUAAUGUACUGAGGGCGAGACGUGGCGUCAUCCGCAUGUUAAUGGUUGUGGUUCUGACGUUUGCCCUCUGCAAUUUGCCCUUUCAUGCGCGCAAGAUGUGGCAGUACUGGUCAACCGACUACAAAGGAGACUCAAACUUCAACGCAUUGUUUACGCCGCUCACCUUUCUAGUGACAUAUUUCAACUCGGGCGUCAACCCAUUGCUGUACGCCUUCCUGAGCCGGAACUUCCGGAAAGGGAUGCGGGAGCUACUGUUGUGCUCGUUGAAAAAGAACAAAAACCACUCACUGAACCAGCGAAUCCCGAUGCACAACCAUUCCUUACCGACCGAUUCAACCCAUGUAGGAAUUCCCCAAUGAUGCUACGACCUGAUCGUGUGCCACCGGUGCUGCCCCGGCCGUUGGAACCCACUGGUUUGGUGGACGGCCUACCAAACGGGCCGGCAACGGGUCUUCCGCCAGCGCCGGCCUUCUCACCACUGCGCUCAACAGCAGCAGCACGGUCGACACCACCGGACCACCCACAACGGCCAGCACCAGCAACAACAACAGCAGCAACAGCAGCAGCAACAAGUCGAAAUGUCCGAAUCCGUCGACAUCCACGGGGGCGACGGGCUCAGCGAAGAUAACGAAGAUGAUGAUGAUGGCCGGCAACAAGUUCCGUCAACAUCAACAGCAACUACAACGGCACCAGCCUCGGAGCAACAACAACAACAACGACGACGAGGAGGAGGAGGAGGAGGACACAACCACCUACAACGACAUUGAGUACGUAUCAACCGCUACUGUAACGUUUGCUCUAUCGACGGUUUAUUACGUGGAUUAUGAACGCAAUACGUAACUGAAUUCCGACCGACGGUCGCCGAAAAUAUUGUACAUAUAGAAUUAUCGCGCAAAUAUGUUUCGUAUAUAGCAUGAAUCCUGCUGGAGGGGAGGAAGGUUUCCUCUAUGAAUGAGAAUAAACAUUCAACCAUCGAAUCGUUGAGUUUGUUGUUAGCGGAAGCCCGUUAAAUAGUAUUUUACGGGGCAAGAGUGAGUACAAUGAAAAUAUUUGCCUACACUACACGCUAGUAUUUUGUUACUGGUCCGAAUGGGAAGGGAACAGCGCGAAGGAGGCAGUAUUAAGGACGAACCACCACGGUGAGGGGAUUGAACGUUUUCUCUUGUAGAAUUUCGGGUACGAUACUUUAGUCGUAGGCAUAUCAUGAACAAACCGAUGGCUUCCUUCCGAGCUCAAGUCAAUUGAAGCUACAGACAAAGAAAAAUUACUUUUGUGGUCUAUACAUAUUAUUCUCGAUUGCAUUCUGAAAUCAGUUUUGAUCUACCAAACUUACAGGGUUGUAUACAUUUCAAUAAAUUUCGUUUAUUAAAAAACCUCAAAUCUAAAAAUGUUACCUUUGCUGGUCGUAUGCCAUUUUCCUCUGUUUUUUAGUACUACAGAUACGACUCGUGCUUCAUGCGUCUACCCCUUUUGUUUCAACUUACCAUUAAGUAUUAAUCUCAAGCUCAAUCUCCCGAAAACACCAAAUAUCCUUUACUAAUUCUCCUUCAUGGAUCAAGAUUUGUUGUCAACAGCACCCUGAGGUAGCCUUAAACGCGAAUUUAGUGCAGACAUGCAGACUGCGAAAUAUUCGCUGGCUACGUAGUUUAUGUAGAAACUAAACGUGCUAUCUGAAAUGAAAAGAUAUUUUGCAGCCAACACUGCUGUAGAAAAAUAAGCAGCUGGUUUUUUAUAAAGGAGCAUAUGAUAGAAUUAGUCACAUCUCGCUGGGUCUAACUGAAUCGUACGCUACCUUAAAUCCCUGAUACAAGUUGCGAUAGCGUUUAAUGCUUUACCUCGAUAAUCACUACACUUAAAUUGCCUUGUUUGAGGAAGACCAUCCCAUAUUUAAGGAUUGCGACCAAGAAUAGAAAAAAAAAUGUAUACGUCAGUUUUGUUUGUCCUAUUUAGUUGGACUUCAUAGUUGUGUCACAAGUUCUAAGUUCCACUUAUUCAAGGGAUGUUUGGUUGUUUGCACAUUAUUUACCAACAAGCCGUUAAUAUAGGUAUCUUUGAAAAAAAAAAAAAAACAGAACAAACUGGUAUAUAUGGUGCAUGAGAACGCAGUUCAAAAUAAUUUUUUUAAUUUAGACUUGUGCAUUAAUGCACGUAUGAACUAAUAAAAGGACACUUUUUAUUUUCGUUAAAUGUGAUCGGAUAGCAAUGACUUCUCGUCUUUCAGAGAUAGUUCUUCCGUUUAGUCAUAUGCUCCAAUGAAAAUUUUGACCCAAAUUCGGAGUUAAUCUACGAUAAACAACAUAUUUCUGGUAAGGUCGCCUCAUUAGGUUGUUCACUGUAAGGUUUAUCUUCACUGCACUUACGGCUUCGUCGCAAAUUAGUGAAUCGACUUUUUCAUUACCUUCUACUUUACAGUGUCCUGGAGCUCAGUUUACGUAUAUAGAUCAGGUUCUUUUAUGUCAACUGUCGGAGUGGAACAAUUUCUCAAUAUACGCUAGCUUGAAGUUACAAAUCAGUGCUUAGUGCUUUAAGCGCUGUCUGGGGUCCAGUUUGUGUUCCAGUUUAAUAUCUGAUUCAAUUAUGUUCUCAGAAACUUAGCUUCAGUGGACGUUCUAAAUUUAUUACCUUCAGGCCGUAAUAUUUUUAUUGUGUCUUUCCUUUUAUGCGUGAGGUUGACAGUAAUAGUUUUUGUGGAAUUUCUUUUCCGCACAAUUUUAGGGCUAAAUUCAUGGUAGAUUAAAUUCGGUUUAUUUAAUAUAACGCAAUCAAAUUUACCUCUGAUGUAAGAAACAUUGGUGAGGGAAUAUUUUAGUUGAUUUUUUUGUUUGGCACAUAGAAUUUAUCAUAAUGUGUCCAAUCCCGUGCUUACUUAUAACUUUUUACAUUGAAUGGUGAGAAGCAUUAUUAAUACCUCAAAACUUUCAAAACUGCUCUCGGUUUUUUUUUAUGUUAGUAUGCAAAAUCAAGAGUUCGUCGUUUUAGGGCUAUCCACUAAUCUAGCCAUUUUUCGAUGUCAUCAUAUGAGUAGAACUUCCAUCGAACGGAACAAGUAACAAUUGGAUGGUGCAAUAUCUGGCAAAUAUGGUGGUUGAAGUAGGACUCGCCAUUUGAGUGUUUUUAAGUAAGUUUUAACGACUUUGGUAGUAUGAGGCCGAGAGUUGUCAUGCAGUAGUAUCACUUUUUCGUGCUUCUGCACGUACUUGCUCACCUAUUUUCCUGGUGAAACAUCUCCCAGGAUUCCACCUGAGUCACAAUGCCCGGCCAACAAACUCGGUUCAUGGCAGCUUGUCUUCACUUUUUUCAACUACCUAGCUCGUCGUGCGCCUCAUUAUCUUGUACAGACCGGAUUCGAGACGAACAACAUUUUUGCUGGAUUGUUGUCCAGUAUUCUCACAAAAUGUCCCGCCCAUCCCAGCUCUAGCGACUCUCUGGAUACUGAGCUCGCCGUAGAGUAGCGCCUGCUCGUGGCUCAUUUUUUGCCUCCAUACGCCAUCCUCCGGAGUAUGCUCCGCCGAAGAUGGUCCUAAACACAGGUCGCUCGAAAACGGCUAGUGCUUGCAAGUCUUUCUCGAGUUUCGUACCCGUAAAGGACUACCGUUCUUGCAAGCGUCUUGUACAUGGUGCACUUGGUAUGACAGUGAAGUUUACCAAACCUCAAGGUCUUGAGCAGUCCGUAGUAGGCACGAAUUCCAGCUACGGUACGUCUACGGAUUUCCCUGUUGCAGUUGUUGUCUGACGUUACCAAUGAUCUGAGGUACACAAAUUUGUCAACCAUCUCAAACUCAUCUCCGUCGAUUACCACGCUACUGCCUAUCGGUUCCUCCUGCUAGCAGAUACAUGGUCUUCGACGUACAGUCGAAUCGCUCUAUCGCAAGGUACCGUCGUUAUAGAGAAAUGUCGCAGUAAAACGAAUCAGUUUUAUAAAUAUGAAGCAGAAGGGACCAUUGAGAAUGUCACUAUAGAGAGAUUUGUCGCUAUAUAAAUUGUCGUAAUAGAGAGAUUCGACUGUAUUCACCUUCAAUCCAACCUUUUCUGCUGCACGUUUAAGCUGUUCAGUAACUGUUCAGCAACCACCUGGAACGACCUUCCGCCAAAGUCCACGUCGUUAGCGAAGCAGAAGAACAGGCUGGAAUUAUCGUGCCACGCAUGUUGAACGCCGCACGUUUCAUAACACCUUCAGACGUAAUGUUGAACAGGAGGUAGGAAAGACCAUCGUCUUGUCGAAGUCUUUUGCGUGUUUCAAACAGGCUUGAUAACGCACUUGGAAUGUUCUCACAGAACUGUACACCAUUCACCUUGACCUUGAUCGGUCUUGUUAGUUUCGCAGGGAAACCGUUUUCGUUCAUGAUUUUCCAUAGCCCUACACUACAUGGUCGCUAGUGUCGUACACGGCCUAAAAAUUGAUAUAAAAUGUGAUGCGUGGGACUUGAUAUUCGCGAAAUUUUUGGAGGAUGUGCCGCAGCGUGAAGAUUUGGUCCGUUGUCGACCGCUUAUCCACGAAACCGGCUUGAUACUUUUCCAAAACCUUCUUGCUAGCGGUUCAAAAUGAUCUGGAAGAGCACUUUGUGGGCUGUGCUGCGAAUAGUGAUCGCUCGGUAGCUCUCACAUUACAACUUGUAGCCUUUCUUGUAUAUUGUGCGUAUUAAUCCCUCCUAUACUCCUCCGGUAGCUGUUUUGUAUCCCAGAUCCUGACUAUCAACUUGUGUAGACAGGAAGCCAACCUACCCGGGCCAAGCGUGAUAAACUCCGCAGCAAUACCAUCUUUUCCAGCUGAUUUGUUGUUCCUAAGUUGCUCGAUAUCAUUUUAAGUUUACCUAUCGUGAGGAAGGCAUAGCUCCCUCAUCCGCUAUACUGACGAAAUUGUCCCUUCUGCGUCAUUGUAGUGCUGCUUCCACCUAUCACGCUCAACAAUCAAGAUUCCUCCGUCCUAAUUCAAAAACAUUUUGGUCUCGCGACACAAAACCUGCGCGGGAUGCGUUCAGUUCGUUAUAAAAUUUACGUGUUUCUAGAGAACGAUACAGCUGCUCCGUUUCCUCACACUCCAGCUCUUCCAGGUUGUCCCGGAAAAGAUAGGUCCGCCGUCUUCGUUUCUGUUCGACAAGUCCGACGAACCCAAUAGUUCCGUUGCGCUGGUGAUGCUCGCAUUUAUAUUACUCAAGCAGUCUCCUAGAGGGGCUUCGAUGAGCUCCUCCUCGUCCGGCAACGCUACCUUAAGGCUUGGUAUGUACUCAGUGACGACUUUGAGAAGUAUAACCUGUUGGCAACCGAUAGUCUUUGGACAUUUGAACCAUCAGCAGAUAGUGGUCAAAGUCAAAACUUGCACCACGAUAGGUUCAGACGUCCAUAUUAUCCAGUAAGUGCCUUCCGUCAAUCAAAACGUGAUCGAUUUGGGAUUCGGUCUUUUGUGGUGAUCUCCAGGUUUACCGAUAUACGAGGGUAUGAUGGAAGUACGUAUGACCAUGCGAAGUCAGUGAAUCGGAGGCCGUUUUUGUUCGUAAGCCGGUGUGCGUCGAACUUUCCAAUAACCGUUCUAAAUUCCACCUCCUGUCCGGCCAGAGCGUUGAAAUCUCCGAUGACAAUUCUGACGUCAUGUUUUGUGUAGUUAUCGUAUGCACGCUCCAACUGCGCGUAAAAGUCGUCUUUUUCGUCAUCGUUACUUCAUUAGUGAGGGCUGUGCUCGUUAAUGAUGCUAACGUUGAAGAAACUACCUCUAAUCCUCAGCUUGCGCAUUCUGCUUGUCCCUCACAAUGAGAGCUGUGCCCUGCUCGUAUGUGUUCCCGCAUACGAAUGUACCGAUACUCUCUUCUUGCAUACCUCCUGCAGUGCUACAAUGUCGAACUUGCAGAUCCUCAAAAAGUCGAAGAGAAUGCGAGUACUUUCCAAAAAGCUAAGGGACUUUCACUUCGAUGAUCAGAGUUACCAAUCGCUAAUCCGUUUUCGUUGCCUGGCUCUAUGCCGAUUGUUCCGGUCCGUACUUACAUUGUCUGCUUCCUGAACUAAUGAUAUUUACGGAUGGAUUGUUAGACCUACACCAACCCCCUGUCUCGCCGCAGGACCAUCGUAACAGCAUUCUUCAGAAUUUUUUUUUCCUCUGUGUGGACUCAUCACUGCGACCAGAGACAUUUUGAUCUAUUGUGAUAUUUCCCAGGUGUUUUCUGUACUCCUCACUUCAUAUUAUUGGCAGUAUCUCUAUUGAAGUGAAUGAUACGCUUUUUUAUUUAUAUCCGUGCUUGUGUGUGAGAGUUUACCCCUUCGUUUCAAGCUUACUGCUCUACUAGCCCGAGCCUCUUUUCUAUCCUACCAAUAUCGCCAAAUUACAAUUCCCUAAACUGAGGCUACACCUUACGUUCCUCUCUGGUCAGGUUUAUUCUAGGAGGGACUUAUUAUGUCAAGAGGAAGGAGUCUUAUCGAAAUUUCUUUCCUCGUGCCAAUAUCGCCAUUUACUUUUAUUUAUUUUGUAGAGGGUAAAUAUUUUUGAAAUCAGUUUUAUUAUAAGAAGGAUAUUUUGUCAAGAGGAAGGAGUCUUAUCGAACCUCGUUCCUCCUACCAACACCGCGUCACAAUCACAAUUCCCUGAAGAGGCACUCAAUGCUUCACCUCUGGUCAGGUUUAUUAUAAGUAGGACUUAUAUUUUUUCAAGAGAAAGGAGUCUUAUCGAAACCUCAUUCUGCCAGCCAAGACCGCGUCAUAAUUACAAUUCCCUGAAGAGAACUAUUAUAUGUUACUCAGAACAGAUUUAUUAUAAGAGAGACUAUUUUGUUAGGAUGAAAGUCAGCAAGGGUACUAUAGAAUUCAGCUUGAAAGAAAGGUAUGUAGUGGAGAGCCUGAGAAUGAACCCAUGUUUAAGUCCUUUGACAAUCAAAUGGCCUGAUUCUACUAGGAUUCGAACCCACGACCACUCGCUUAUCAAAGCGGACUCUGUAGUCUUGCGGCUACGAAGCUCCCCACUCUUCAGAGUUGCACACCGGCACUAGGACGUUGAUAAGCUGCCGAAAUCUAGUUAAUGCACCAAUGAUAGCGUCGCACCCUCUCACUUAGCUGCUGCCGGGCUGACAACAUUUUCCUGCUGCCCCAUUCAGCUUUGUCCAGCUGGUAGUAUAUUGAUAUCAUAUGACUCGUUGAGGCUUGCGAUAGGAACUUGUGAGGACCGGAGCUAACUGUGACGCUUCUUCUCACCAUUUGAAGCCAGCUUAUCUCAAAUUCCCAAAUUAUUCCCCAUUCUUUUGGAGGAAAGCUGUUCCUGCGCCUGGCAUAGAUCCUCAUCGGGCACUAACUCCAUAUCAGCGUUUUCGAAGGUUUUUGGUCUUCCGGACGCGGACAAUCAUCAACAUCAAAAUUACUGUCGUUAAAACGACGAAACCAAUCACGACACGUUGUUUCACUUAAAGCAGUUUUUUCCUACCUUACCUUACCAAUCAGACGAGAGCCGUGGUGGCUCGUGCUGCAUUUGUCGCCAUUUUGCUCGGUUUUGGGCUGUGUUCCGCCAGUUCCACAGGCGUCUCAUCACGCGCAAGCCUCCUUCGAUCAGGUCGAGCCAUCGUGCACGCAGCGCCUCUCUAUUUCUGGUGCAGGCAGGGUUGUUGAAGAGAAGUGAUUUUACAGGGUUUUUGUCCAGCAUCCUUACAACGUGACCGGCCCACCGUAACCUAUUGACUGUCGCCAGGUAUGCAAUGGGGUUCUAAUCAAGCAGCAUGUGCAGCUCAUGGUUCAUGCGCCGUCGUCCGUCGUCCGUCGUCCGUCGUCCGUCGUCCGUCGUCCGUCGUCCGUCGUCCGUCUGUACUCCAUCGUAACUAGUCCGCAGCACCUUCCGUUCGAAAAGUCCAAGAGCGUUGAGGUCCUCUGCGAGAAGCUUUGUUGUCUCGAUUUCGUACAGGACUAUCGGUCUUAUCAGGGUUUUGUACAGCGUCAACUUCGUGCGUCGUCGCACUCGACUCGAUCGAAGUGUCUUCCAAAGUGAAAAGUAGACACGAUUUCCGGCCUGGAUGCGUCACUGCAUCUCUUUGCUGGUGUUAUUGUCGGCGGUCACCGGUGACCCCAAAUACACGAACUCGUCGAUCACCUCAAGCUCGAGCUCAAGCCCAUUGCCGUCAACAGAGACUUGAGUUGGGAAGCUGAUGUUGUUCUCCUUGGAGCCGCUCGCUCGCAUGUAUUUUGUUUUCGACGCAUUCAUUCGCAGUCCGAUUCACCGACUUCGGCUUUCAGUCGGACUUAAGUUUCCUCCGCCUUCGCAAAGUUACCUGUUAUGAUGUCAAAGUCAUCAGCGAAGCCCAAAACUGAACAGACCUUGUGAAAAUCGUGCUUUUCGUGUUGAUGCCCUCCCGCCAAAUCACACCCUCAAGGGCGAUGUUAAAAAGCAAGCAGGAAAGUCCAUCACCAUCCAUCUGCGAGAUUGGUUUACCUUCUCAUAGAACUUCCGCGUAUCACUGGCACGGUACAGCUGCUCCAGCUCCUCAUGUUUACGAUCUUCUUGCUGACGCUUCUUUCGACUGAGAAUCGUGGUCAUGUCGUUCCGUGCUCGUUUGUACUUUGCCUUGUUCUCUCUCGUUGACCUGCCCACUUCCGGUUCUUCUCGUUCUCCGCUACCAGUCAUACCAGUCGUUUCUCUACUCGGUUCUAGUGUCGCCAAUCCGGUCUCCCCGAUAGCUGUACGAAUGCUGCAACAGCCGUCCUCGAGAGGCGAUGCACUAAACCCCUCCCCCGUGGGUAGUACCGCUUUUAGCUGUUGCAUGUAUUCUUUCGCAGUCUGGGGGUCUCGGAGCUGCUUGAUGUUGAGCCGCGGGGUUCGACGAUAUCGCCGUGGUUUACGGUCGACAGUUUUGAGCGCACAAAGAUACCAUAACUAGGUAGUGGUCCGAGUCAAUAUCCGCACCGCGAUUGGUGCGUACGUUUGUAAUGUCUAAGAAGAACCGGCCGAUGAGAACAUGGUCAAUUUGGUGUACUGUACGUUGGUCAAGGGAGCAGUUUAUCCGUUAACAUUUUUUAACUCUCGAUGCGCUGCAGCCAGUCAACAUUUACUGGAAAGAACCGCAAAGAACUCUAUGUGUUCCCACAAGAGUCACGUGAGAUGAGAAAUGAUCGUAAGAAAGAAAGACCCUGAGAUACAUUUGAUAGUAGUUACAAGUUGGCAAUUACCUACUGCCUUGAUUUUAAGAAUUGCAAAGAGCAGCGGCUAGUGUGAUUUCUCGACUCAUUCAUUAAAUUUUUAUUUUACCAGCUAAAUGAUUAACAUAAAAAUUCCACUAUUUAUCUAUAAGGUUACUGAUUACCCGAUUUUACUCGAAAAUCAAUAUCAGCACUUGAUCUUAUGGCCGCUUAUGAAAACCCAUAAUCUUUUCUACUUCUUUUCAUCACAAUCCUAGCCUCCACCAGUUAAGUCACGUUAUACUCCUAUUCACUUGAAAUUAAAUUAAUUUUUGAGAUUGUGUUGGAUUCUUCGAUUCUGGGCAUACUCCCAGGUUCUAAAUUUAUCAAUACUGGGUAGUUUCAAAGCAUUUUCCCCAAUUUUAACGAGCUGGGAGCUGCAUUGCCGCAAGGUUACAGAGUCCGCUUCAUCAAGUGGAUGGUCGUUCAAUGUUAAAAAGAACUUAAGCAUGGGUUAAUUCUCAGGCUCCCCCACAACUUAUCCUUCCUUUACGCUAAAUUCUAUAAUCCCAUGGUGUGACUUUCUCUGAAAAAAAUAUUAAUCCCUCUUAUAACAGAACUGACCAGAAGGACGCCCAACGAAACUCAUCCAGGGAAUUAAAAUUGGCGAUAUUUGGCAUGAGAAACAAGGCUCGGUAUAGUAGAGCAGUAAACGGAAGGGUAAACCACACAAGCACGGAUAAAUUAUAAGCAUGCGACUGCUCAAUAGCGGUAUUGAAAUAGAAAUGCAGAAUACAGCAGAUAUCCGACCAUAUCUCACAAAAAAUCGAUGAUUCUGGUCACAGUGAGCAGCUUCAUAUAGGGAAAAAAGGCUCUUUUUAAAACGAAAAUCGCCAUCUUGUGUUAAAACUGGUGCUGGGCACAGGGUUGCCAUUCGGUUUCCAAUAAAAUCUGGAAAAUUUAAAUAAAAAGUCUGGGAAGUAACUGUUAGUCAUUUUGUGUGACAAAAAGCCAUUUUUCUGGAAUAAAUUUGUGAAGUAUGCAACAUUCGAAGUGACCAAAUUGCAAACUUUUGUGUAAAAUUCGAAGUGAUGGCCUUUUUUCGUGACAAAGCAAAUUAAAUCUAACGAAAUAUAAUUUAACUGUCUGGAUACAUGCUAGAAAAUCUGAAUAAUCCAGACAUAUCUGAAUAUCUGGCAACACUAGUUAGGCAUCGACAUUUCUCGCGUAACUAGUCAAAAAAACCUAAGUAACAAUGAGAGAUACUGUUUCGUUAAUUACAGCGUCAUUAUGAAAGUUUUAAACGGUUUCUUGUCAAAAAUCGAAAAAUUAUAACGUAACCUUGCUUACUAUGCACAAAGCAUAAGGAAAAAUGUAAAAAUUCGAAUGAUAUGUAAAAAUUAAAGAGAAAAUAAACAAAGAGAGUCUUUCAAUGUUACUUAGGUCCUUUUGCAAAGUAAUCCUAGAUCACAGACUAACAGACGUAACACUGGAACCUAGCUCCAUCGCCACAAAAAACGUUCAUUUCAAAUUUUCAAUCGAAUAACUGUCAUCGCGCAAAAACGUAGUCUGGGGCGCUGUCAUGCAAUCUCAUACAUAUUUUAUAGUUCUCCAUUUGACACAUGCAAUAACGCUGGCGUUGAUGUCGAAAUACAUGACGCAGCGCGAACACGGCAGCUGAUGGUGCUAGUAUAACUAACGUAAAGUACUGGAAGUCGCCAUUUUGAAUUUUACCGUGCGUCGAUUUUCAGAUUCGAAUCAUCAUCCUGGUUCAAUUAAGACAUCUUUUCCUAUCGUGGGUUGCCUACCCUUGGCGAUAUAUUUAUGAUCUCAUAAUUUGUACAAAAAACACAUAAAAUCAUUCUGUCUUCAGCCAAUUACUAUUCAGAUUCCCUUUCCUUUUUUAGGAUCCUAUUGAUUUCUGAUUGGAGUUAGGUUGAAUGUAAACUUCAAAAUACAAAUAUUGUGACCCAAACCAUUUCUUUUGAAAACAACACUGAAUAUUUUGUUUAUUUAUCGUUGUUCAACAUGCAUCAACAACAACACAAAUACAUAUAAUUUCAUAACAAUCGUAACAACGAGCAACAACGAGUGAAUGAAUAAUAUAAAUUUGAUUCACAACAAAUCGAGUCAAAGUAUAUUGAAAAAAAUCAAUACUUCACAUAAAGCAGCUCAUGUUAUUAGAAGCACUCAUCCCUGAACAGUAACCAAAAGUAAACGAUUACCAAAACCACUGAAGCCGCUCCAAAAUACACUAAAUUAGCAGUCACGCAAAAAAAUAAUCGUAAAGUUCAUUCUUUUUUUGGGUCAUGCUUUAAAAUAUUACGCGAAAGUUCUGCUAGUGCCUGGUUGCGGUUUCCAUAUUUCUCCUCUCAAUGGCAUACCAUGGCAUGCAUGGCUACAAGAAUGGGGCGGAUCAGGGCGGGUAUCCAAUAUUUUUGCGAACCAACUCUGCUUCAGGGUUUCAGUAAAGUUGAUUAUAGCUAAAGCGGUACUUUCGAAAGUAACACCAUCGAUCAUCCCAGCUGCUUGCCUAAACCGCUUGUUGUAUAGCCGCACAUAUGCUGUUUUUCUGCUGUUCAAUUUUCCACUUUUCGUCAAUCUUAUUACUACACUAUAAGGUGCAACUUUUUGAUACAAUUAUAACUUGACAAUGAAAAUGAGUAAUCCUUGAUGCAAAAAAAAAAAAUCAUGAGCGACUGGAGCGACGGUUCAAUAUUAUAUAACAAUUGUUGGUACUUAUUAAAAAUUGAUGAAUUUUUUAUUUCCCGUCAAUCCAAACUAAUUUAUUCCUAUUUAGUUGUCCAGCAUAUUCCAAUUAGCGUUCGGCUUCGCGAGAAACCUGUUAUGAAAGACCUGACUGUCAAUUAAAAGGUUCGAGCUGUUGUAAGCUUCAAACGACUAACGAAAUGUUCAAGCGCCAGAUAUCCUUAAUACUGCCUCCCUAGUAUACCCUGCCUCCCCCGUGUUGAAAAAGAAAAACAAAAAACAAUCCUGUGUAAUUAUAAGACGAAAGAGGUAGGAUAACGACAAUAUAAAUCGCUCGGCGCUACCCAUCACUGUCUGGUGUUGAUAACUAAUGGGGCAGAAAAGGGCGUUUAUCGCCUAUUGACUGUGACACACUCGGCUAGGAUGAGGAGCCCAAUAAGUUAUGGGGUCGUUAUACUAAACACUCACACCAACAACAAAUCGCAGCGCUUUGGAAACCGUACUGUGAUACGAAAUCAUGAUAAGAAAAUCAAUUUUUAAUAGUGAACAGCUGUCAGAUGUGAGAAGUGUAUGAGAUGUCGUUUGUUUAUUAUUACCCUGUUGAACAGUUGAGAUGUCACAGAUUUUAAUGCAGAGCUAGAGAAUUAUUUUUGAAUCCUAAACAGCAGUUGCUCAGAGCGAAAGAAAAUGUGACGCAAAUUUCUCGAUGGACAUCCCAAGGUGCGAUGUACUUACCGCAGGAGUUGAGACGAUAGGGACGUUAUUAUUUAUGUUUGAAGGUGCCAAAAUGUAGCAGCAGCAUAUAGAUGUUCAUGGGAACCCAAGCGUUGUAAAUUGAAUCAUUGUCGAGUGCUCUAUGUGUAAAUCCGAUUAUAAGUAAUCAAUUUAUCUACCCAAAGAUUAAAACGAGGUAUAAAUUUCCAAUCAAUUUUUAUGUAUUUGUAAAAAGGUUUAUUUGUUGCAUGACCAAUAAUAGAAAUUUUACUCACA
Wyeomyia smithii (pitcher-plant mosquito) is the source of this 15448-nucleotide messenger RNA. Its product is annotated as trissin receptor. The transcript is spliced from 10 exons. Gene Ontology annotation, biological process: G protein-coupled receptor signaling pathway. The record is from RefSeq and is a predicted model, not a curated record. Gene Ontology annotation, cellular component: plasma membrane. Lineage: Eukaryota; Metazoa; Arthropoda; Insecta; Diptera; Culicidae. Gene Ontology annotation, molecular function: neuropeptide Y receptor activity. The coding region runs from base 1450 to 3030 and encodes 526 amino acids.